GAUUUUCAUCAUUUCCAUCUCUGUGAUGAACCUUGUAACUGCCGCCUUAGUUGAAGGGACUCUGGAGAAUGCUCGCAUGCUGCGGCAGGAGGAGGACAGGAUAAAGAGCGCCCAAACUCAGCAGAUGCUGCCGGAGAUCAUGGAGCUCUUUGACCUGGCAGAUACGGAUGGAAGUGGUGAGUUAGCCAUUGAAGAGAUGCACGCCAUCGAGGAAGCAGGCCACGUUCCCUAUCAAAUUCUGGACAGGGCGUCUGUGAACAGCAUGACCGAGCUUUUUCACGUUCUGGAUGUGGACAAGUCCGGAGUUGUCAGCCGCGAGGAGUUCGCGGAAGGGCUGCUGGACAUCUUGCUUCGUGAUGUCUCC
Messenger RNA from Symbiodinium pilosum, 364 nucleotides. The record is from the annotation of a GenBank genome assembly. NCBI's taxonomy places the organism in Eukaryota, Dinophyceae, Suessiales, Symbiodiniaceae.